Vavraia culicis subsp. floridensis is the source of this 669-nucleotide messenger RNA. RefSeq lists its product as uncharacterized. The transcript has a single exon. The annotation marks the transcript as partial. NCBI's taxonomy places the organism in Eukaryota, Fungi, Microsporidia, Pleistophoridae. The record is from RefSeq and is a predicted model, not a curated record.
AUGACAGUUCCACACCAAUCUGAUUGGUUUGUUUCGUUUUUCUCACAUGUUAUCGCUCUAAAAGGUGGAAAUGCGCGGUUGGGCAUGCGGGAGAGCAUUGGAAAAAAAGUUGAAGAAAAAAAGGAUGAGCGUGUGUGUGGGGUGAUCUGUGCAGAUGAACAGAUUGUUGGAGAGAAAACGGGUGAAAGGGAUGUGCUCGCCUGCGAUAGCAUUCGGUGUGUGGGAUGGGGUGGCUUAGAUGGGAACUUCUUUGGCAAAAGGGUGGGUAAUGAGCCGGGAGAGCCAAAAGAGAAUGAUUCUGUGGUUGAGGUACCGCCAAAAAUACUUGAAAGACAGUGCACCAGCGUAGCACACGAUGUAUUGAACAGGAACAUCGAAAAGCCCACAACACAGCUUGAGAUCAUGCUAGACAGUGAGUAUGACACGCAGAAAAACGAUGAAAAGUGCGUGCAUGAUCGAGAGAAUGCACACCUGGAACUAAAAAAUGAACGGGAGUACCGGAAGUAUCUCAGUCUCUUGGGUGAACAGGAGAAUGCACACCUGGAACUAAAAAAUGAACGGGAGUACCGGAAGUAUCUCAGUCUCUUGGGUGAACAGGAGAAUGCACACCUGGAACUAAAAAAUGAACGGGAGUACCGGAAGUAUCUCAGUCUCUUGGGUGAACAGGAG